UUGCCUUCGCUUUCAAUUUCUCCCGGUCCCGUCCCUGCAGAUACAAUGGAGUGGCGACAAACUGCCGAAUUCAAUGUGGAACGUUUCUGCCACUGUAGGAAGAAGGUGGUGACGAGAACAUCAUGGAGCGACAUCAAUCCUGGAAGAAGAUAUAUUUCAUGUGAAAAAUUUAAGGUGUGUUCUUCAAAUUUUAAAACCCUAAUUUUUUUAAUUUGGGUGAAAUCGAUAUGGGUGUUGGACAUGUUUGUUCAUGGUACUUCUGCUUUCUUGGAUUUUUAUUCAGUGUGUUGCAAUGUAGUAGUGAUGGGAUCCUUUGCAGUUGUGAACAAUAUUUAUUGUAAUGUAAAUUUGGGAUUUGAUUUCAAUUGA
Molecule: messenger RNA, 369 nt
Organism: Striga asiatica
Lineage: Eukaryota; Viridiplantae; Streptophyta; Magnoliopsida; Lamiales; Orobanchaceae
Source: the annotation of a GenBank genome assembly